GAGCCUUGCAUUCACCUCCAUCGCUGGGCGUGAGGUUGCCCACUGUGAGUCGAAGCGGUGCGAAGGUGGCACGCCGCAAGGCGCGUUUCGUAUAGCGCGCGUCUACGCGCGCAGUGACACGUACGCGACGGUCUACUUUGACUUACACCUAUACGCGUUCCACGCCCUGUUACGCAUUCCUUCUCCUAACCCGUGUUGCUGUGUGGACUGAGCUUGCGACACUCGAAUAAGCCGCCACUCAACCUGAAGAUCUAUCACAAAAGCCAGGAGACAACAUGUGGCUCACGGACGGGCAGAAGAUUGGCGUGGCGCUCACCUCCUUCGGAGGCCUUUUCAUGCUGCUGGGUGUUGUGCUCUUCUUCGAUGGAGCAUUGCUCGCGCUAGGCAACGUUCUCUUCCUCGCAGGGCUGACGCUCAUCAUCGGCCCGCACAAAACGUUCUACUUCUUCGCGCGGAGACAGAAGCUCCGCGGGACGGCAUGCUUCAUCGGCGGCAUCCUCCUCGUGUUCUUGAAGUGGCCGUUCGUGGGGAUGGUCGUGGAGACGUUUGGGUUCUUGAACCUGUUUGGGGAUUUCUUCCCAGUGAUCCUCACUUUCUUGCGGCAACUGCCCGGGGUCGGGCAUGUACUGACAUUGCCGUACAUACGAGACGUUGCAGAUCGUAUAGCGGGAUCACGUACAUCCAUUGUAUGACAUUAUCAUGCGCAAUACAUAUCCUUUCGAGCGUGAA
This is a messenger RNA of Fomitopsis serialis, 729 nucleotides long. Its product is annotated as Got1/Sft2-like family-domain-containing protein. Gene Ontology annotation, biological process: retrograde transport, endosome to Golgi; endoplasmic reticulum to Golgi vesicle-mediated transport. The transcript has 5 exons. NCBI's taxonomy places the organism in Eukaryota, Fungi, Basidiomycota, Agaricomycetes, Polyporales, Fomitopsidaceae. Gene Ontology annotation, cellular component: COPII-coated ER to Golgi transport vesicle; endoplasmic reticulum; Golgi membrane. The record is from RefSeq and is a predicted model, not a curated record. Bases 276 to 692 code for a protein of 138 amino acids.